AUGACCGGUCUCUUAAUUGCAUUGACUGCAGAACCUCGUGGGAUGAGGGAUGUAAUGGACUUGAAGCAUCAUAUUCACUGUCUGGAAACUGAGGCUUACAGUUCUAUUGUGAAGGCUUUCAUUGCUCAAUCUGAUCUUCUCACUUGGCGAAAAGAGGGGCUUAUGACCGAUCUGCGAAGUGAACUAAAUGUUACAGAUGUUGAACAUGGAGAAAUCCUGAUGAAAAUCAAUUCAGAUGAGUCAAUUAAAUGGAUAAGGGAGCAGAGGAGACUGCCAUCUCAUGCUCAGGGUUAUAUUAAAACUAAUACUCCUGGUUGUGCUUCCGCUUCAACGGGAAAUUCAAAGAUAAGAUUGGAAACACCACCCUCUGCUGCAGUUUAUCCUCUGAAGAACAUGUCAAGUAGCCAAGCUUCUCUGAUUUCUAUUCCUAUCCCUUCUUCAAUGCCUCCAAAAUUUAAUGAUGAUCCGUUGACUGCUGAAUUUGCCCAUGGGAAUGUGGAGAAAUCUAUGAACACGUUCAAUUAUAAUGCUCAGUUACCGCCUAUUGGAAGAGAGAAAGUGCUGAAAGGAAAAUAUCAAUUGAAGAAGGACUUUAACAGAUCUGAGUGUGUCAAGUUAAAGAACAGAUCUGAUUUAAUUGAGAUCCGUGCUACAGAUAGGGUUAUCCAUGAUGUUGAGAAGAUGCUUUUCAGCAGAGAGAAACCUGACCCAGUUGAUAUUGAGAGAGCUAAAUGGACUCUUGGGGAGCAAGAAAGAGCUAUACUUGAAGCACUUGGUAAACUGGCUGAGGUGAUAGAGAGGGAGAAAGUCAAUUACCACACAAACAUGUCACUUUUGGAAUUCAUACAGUAAGUACAUC
This is a messenger RNA of Gastrolobium bilobum, 859 nucleotides long. RefSeq names its product protein EMSY-LIKE 4-like. The coding region runs from base 1 to 852 and encodes 283 amino acids. Gene Ontology annotation, biological process: defense response to fungus. NCBI's taxonomy places the organism in Eukaryota, Viridiplantae, Streptophyta, Magnoliopsida, Fabales, Fabaceae. The record is from RefSeq and is a predicted model, not a curated record. The transcript is spliced from 7 exons.